Molecule: messenger RNA, 2503 nt
Organism: Morus notabilis
Lineage: Eukaryota; Viridiplantae; Streptophyta; Magnoliopsida; Rosales; Moraceae
Product: cation/H(+) antiporter 15
Exons: 3
Coding region: 1-2397 (798 amino acids)
Biological process (GO): regulation of pH; proton transmembrane transport
Cellular component (GO): endomembrane system; membrane
Molecular function (GO): antiporter activity
Source: RefSeq, a predicted model, not a curated record
AUGCAAUUCGGUGUGGAUGAUCAGGACGAGGUUGCCACCUCCUACAUUUGCCAUGCUAUUGAUCACAUCAACUCCAGCGGUCUAUGGUUUGGAGAUGACCCUCUUGCCUUCUCUGUCCCAUUAUUGUUGUUACAGCUUUCCCUCAUCUCAAUCUUCACCCGGUCAAUUUCCUUCCUCCUCAAGCCCUUUGGACAACCUUCCAUUGUUUCUCAAAUUCUUGGUGGUGUAAUUUUAGGUCCUUCAAUUAUGGGGCGCAACGCGGCAUUUGCAAACAAAGUUUUCCCACCUAAAGGGAGAGCUCUGUUUGAGACAUUAUCAGUUUUUGGCUUUAUGCCUUUUGUGUUUUUAAUCGGGGUUAAGAUGGACCCCAACAUAGUUCUAAGAUCAGGUAAGAGGACCAUAGCUAUAGGAGUCUUAGCCUUCUCAAUUCCUUACGUACUAGCCGGAUUCGUCGCCUUCAUCCUCAAGCAUUUUCUCUCUUUGGAUCAUGAUGUUUCCAGUGUCCUCCCACUCGUCGUUACAAUACAGUCCCUGACAGCCUUCCCUAGUAUUGCUUGCUUUCUUGAUGAGCUCAGAAUUCUCAAUUCAGAGAUUGGACACCUAGCUUCUUCUUCUUCAAUAGUAUGUGAUGUGUGUUAUUGGUCUAUUGUAGCAGUGAAGUUUGUUGCUCAUUUAGCUUCUCACAAGUCUGUAAUAAUGUCUGUUGGGUAUUUAUCCUCAGUUGGCCUACUUUUUGUAUCUAUAUUCUACGGAAUCCGUCCCGCAGUUUUGUGGGCAAUUCGACAGACCCCUGAAGGAGAACCUGCAAAGGACAUAUACGUUUUUGGUGUUCUGGUAGCCUUAAUGGUAUGUGGAUUUAUGGGAGAAGUUGUUGGUUUGAAUGCUUUUGUUCCAUCUUUCCUUCUAGGUUUGGUCAUUCCAGAUGGCCCGCCACUUGGAGCUGCUUUAGUAGAGAAACUUGAUUGCUUUGUCUCUGUGCUACUCAUGCCCAUCUUUUUCACCAUGUGUGGACUUAGAAUGGACAUUUUCGCCAUUCAGCAAUUUAAGAAUGUGGGCGUUAUUCAGUUGACUGUUUUUGUUGCCUUUUUUGGCAAGAUUUUUGGAGCAGCACUGCCUCCUCUCCUUGACAGAAUGCCAAUUCUGGAUGCUCUCUCGCUCGGCCUUAUCAUGAACGCAAAAGGCGUCGUUGAACUCUUUAUGUUGAUGUCUUGGAAAGCGGAAAAUGUUGUGAAUGACGAAUGCUUCGCUAUUAUGAUGAUCGCUGUGGUGAUUGUUACAGGAGUUGUCUCACCUCUUGUGAAAUCCCUCUAUGAUCCUUCAAAGCGUUUCCUUGCGUACAGAAGGAGGACUAUUUUACACCACAGGCAGGACGAAGAACUAAGAAUGCUGGCUUGCAUCCAUAGACAAGAAAAUGUCCCGGCAAUCAUGGACCUCAUUGCAGCCUCCAAUCCCACCAAAGAGAGCCCUAUCAAUUUGGUUGUCCUCCACCUCGUAAAGCUCGUAGGGCGCGCUUCUUCUCUCCUUGUCCCCCACCAGCCACGCGAAAAGCCAUCGCUGUAUCCUUCCCAAUCCGAGCGGAUCUUCAACGCCUUCAAGAAGUUCGAAAGACACUACAGCGACCACAUGACAGUGCAUUGCUUUAAAGGCAUUUCUCCCUACGCGACAAUGCACAAUGAUGUCUGUUCUCUGGCGCUUGAGAAACGAUCAACCUUCAUUAUCAUCCCUUACCACAGGUUGUGGAUUAGUGGGACGGUAGUGGAGUCAUCCCACUCUCUUCGGCACCUCAACAAGAAUGUGCUCGACAAGGCUCCUUGCUCAGUCGGAGUCCUCAUCGACCGAGGGAACCCCAGGAAGGUCCUGGCGACCCUUCGCAUAAACAUGUCUUUAUACAGAGUGGCGGUACUCUUCUUCGGGGGAGCUGAUGACCGAGAAGCACUGGCAUAUGCUGGCCGCAUGUCGAAGCAUUCCAAUGUUUUCACCACUCUCUUCUGCUUCUCAUCUUCGUCCGAUAUUGUUGGGGGAAGCGCGAGGAGCAAGGCCCUCGACACUGACGUUCUGAGCAAGUUCAGGCUCAGCGCCUUCCGCAAUGAUAGGGUGUCUUUUGAGGAGGUGACAGUCGCCGAACGGCAGGGAGUGCUUAGCGUGCUGAGGUCGUUGGAAGGCGGUUAUGAACUUGUCAUGGUUGGGAGGCGCCACGAGGAGUCGUGGCUGAUAUCCGAACUCACGAAAUGGAAGGAGCGUGGAGAAUUGGGGAUGAUAGGAGAGAUACUCGCCAGUUCUGAUAUCAGAAUUGGUGCUUCGGUUUUGGUAGUGCAACAACAGACCAGAGUUUGGGGGCUGCGUGAUCCUGAGGAAUCCUUGCGCUUGAAAAGAGAGAGUACUAGACAGGAUCUUUGACGUGAUCUUUUUGUAAUAAUAUGUAUAUUCUUUAUUUGGUAUCUUCUUCAUUUUUCUUCGAAUGUAGAUAUCAUGAAUACAGAUAGAACGGGACAAGUAAUCAUCA